AUGGGGGAAUUGUCUGAAUUUGCGCCGUACGACGACAGUUGCGAACCCCUUGCUACCGAGGAAGAAGCCGCGGACUACAACGAAAGAGUUCAUCGCGAAGAAGAAAAGGAACAACAGUUUCAACGAAGAUAUUCGGGAGAGGUGCCAGCGAAUGAAUGGUAUGGUAUUAUCAUGGAAUGUAGAUUUAUAUUUUUAUUUUCCAGUUUCAACAUACCCGUCGUUAAAUCGUGCGCGUCACGAACGCGACUGUGUGUUUUGUUUAAGUUUACAAUUUCGUUGCUAUGUGAUUAGCUGUAGUCCUGAUUUUAUGCUAUAG
Messenger RNA from Porites lobata, 316 nucleotides. The record is from the annotation of a GenBank genome assembly. NCBI's taxonomy places the organism in Eukaryota, Metazoa, Cnidaria, Anthozoa, Scleractinia, Poritidae.